Messenger RNA from Sardina pilchardus (European sardine), 608 nucleotides. RefSeq names its product histone H2A, sperm-like. Gene Ontology annotation, molecular function: protein heterodimerization activity; DNA binding; structural constituent of chromatin. The record is from RefSeq and is a predicted model, not a curated record. The transcript has 2 exons. Gene Ontology annotation, cellular component: chromatin; nucleosome. The coding region runs from base 128 to 538 and encodes 136 amino acids. Lineage: Eukaryota; Metazoa; Chordata; Actinopteri; Clupeiformes; Clupeidae. Gene Ontology annotation, biological process: heterochromatin formation.
UGCCAAUUGAGUUCAGUCAAGAGUUAGUGAGCGCUGCCGUACACGUCUCUAUAAAACUUGCUGCAGGGCCUGAGCUGCAGUGCAUCUCCUCUGCUGAAGGUCCUCAUUGUACACUGAGCUACUGAAAAUGUCCGGUCGUGGAAAGAAGGUCGCUCCCGUUGCGUCCAAGUCCAGCACGACGCGCUCUACGCGCGCUGGUCUGCAGUUCCCCGUGGCUCGUAUCGCGCGCCUGCUGCGCAAAGGCAACUUCGCUCAGCGCAUCGGAAGCGGCGCCUCCGUCUACCUGGCUGCCGUGAUCGAGUACCUGUGCGCCGAGAUCCUGGAGCUGGCCGGGAACGCCAGCAAGGACAACAAGAAAAAGAGGAUCGGACCCCGGCACAUCCAGCUCGCCGUGAGGAACGACGAGGAGCUCAACACCCUUCUCGGAGGAGUGACCAUCUCGGAGGGCGGUGUUCUUCCCAACAUCCACGCUCAGCUGCUACCCAAGAAGACCAUGAGGGCCGACACAAGCAAAGAUGUGAAUUCCCAAGAGUUUUAGCCGUUUGUAGCUUUAUUUUUAAAUGUUUUAGAAUUAUUUUGUCUUUAAUAAUAAAAAUAACUUUUCCAUA